Didymodactylos carnosus is the source of this 1113-nucleotide messenger RNA. NCBI's taxonomy places the organism in Eukaryota, Metazoa, Rotifera, Eurotatoria, Philodinida, Philodinidae. The record is from the annotation of a GenBank genome assembly.
AUGAGAAGGCAACAUUGCCAACAUUUUUCUGAUACCGAAAGAGUGCGAGACGCCACUGAAACAAUGUCCAUCAAUGACAUCAGUCAAGUUGAGAACAUUAGCGGUAAUACUGUAUUGCAAAUUGCACCACCUGAUGGCUUCGCCGGGGUUGCCAGACUUUUACCAAGACGAAAUCCUUUUUGUCCGACUCGAAACCGUUCAAGUCAACGUCUAAUAGAACUGGCUCCUAAUGAUGCAAAUACGAAAGUUCAGAAAGAAUUAGCAUGCUUUAUAUGCGAUCCAAAUGAUCCGUGCGAAUGGGAAAUUGUCCAUGCAAAUGCUUCAGAAUACUCAGCUCGCUUUCGACGAGAAUCGGAUCUUUCUUUUCUCUACAAACGCAAUAUUGAAUCUGAUUUAUUAGAUAAAAUUUACGCGAUAAAUAAGGGCUAUCUGUACACCAGACUUGUUGGUAACUUGACAAAAUCAAAUUUUAACAGUAUCAAAGUCUAUUUUCAACGAGCAAAGGACAAUAAAGACCCGUUUGAGAUAGUCCGAGCUUAUACAUCAACAGCAACGUUCCACCAAUAUGUAAACGGAGACAUGGCACGAAAUGUUAUUCAUGAUUUGAGACAAGGUUGUUCAAAAUUUUUUUGCACCCGUCUCUAUUUGGCUCAAGAUGGCGUCAUGGCUAUUACAUCGAUUCUUUUACAUCAUCCAAAGUUUGAACCGUACAGUUAUACGGGUGUAUGCUAUCGUGGUAUGCGCGUUAAAGGAUCAGAACUUGCUCCCUAUUAUGCGGGACAACAAAUUGUUAAUACAACGUUUUUAUCGACAUCGAAAACAACAAAAGUUGCAGAAAUUUUCUGUGGACCAAAUGAUAUGUCAGUAUUUUCAACUUAUCUGAUACGAAAUAAGCGCACAGCGCUCGACAUUAGUGGGAUUUCUAAGGUAAAAGAUGAAGAAGAGGUACUCAUCUUACCGUUUGCUGCAUUCACCAUCACUGCCGUGGAAAAAACAGACAACAUGGAAACAAAAAUAUGGCUGGAAGAAUGUAAACUACCGGAAACAAAUAAUACUAGUGUCCCAUUAUCUGCUUUUGAACAAUGUGAAGGUAAACCAGAAAAACAACAUUGA